Messenger RNA from Megachile rotundata (alfalfa leafcutting bee), 1305 nucleotides. Its product is annotated as serine/threonine-protein kinase Nek5. Lineage: Eukaryota; Metazoa; Arthropoda; Insecta; Hymenoptera; Megachilidae. Gene Ontology annotation, molecular function: protein serine/threonine kinase activity; ATP binding. Gene Ontology annotation, biological process: protein phosphorylation. The record is from RefSeq and is a predicted model, not a curated record.
GAUAGUAAUUUUAGAAAUAUUAGUUAGUAUUAAAAUAAUUCUUUAUAAAUUGUGAACGAAAAUGUUUUUGUAAACACUUUUUAUGAAUAAUAAAUCCCCAAAUUCAUGCACAUCAUAUCCCUAAAAAUGCUCAUAGUCAUAAUAUCUAUUUAUUUAAUUAGAUAUUAUUCUUUUAUUCUUUUUCAAUUAUUAAUAUAUUAUAGAAUAACUUAGUAUAGUGGAAUAUUGUUAUUAUACACAAGGAGAAUGUAACGUUCAAAAUCAAAUUGUGUUGAUGUACCGUAAUCGAUUAUUUGUCGGUAGUCGAUAAUUGUACUUGUUAGUGAGAACAACGUACUUUGAGUUCAACAUUUUAUACGAAAAUGUCAAUGCAUAUAAAUGACUAUUCAUUCGAAACAUUAUUAGGUCAAGGUACUUUUGGAUCCGUUUACCUAGUACGACGAAAGAAAGACUUGAAACCGUUCGUAAUAAAGGAACAAAUUUUAAAUGCUGCAAAUGCUUUACCUUUCAAGAAUAUAUUGGAAGAGGUACAAUGCUUAUAUAGAUUAAGGCAUCCAAAUAUAGUAGCUUAUUAUGGUGCUUGGAUAGAAAACAAUCACAGUUACAUUUUGAUGGAGUACGCGACGCGAUGCACCUUAAAGGAUUUAUUAGAAAAAUAUCAUUCACCUCUUAAAGAACAAGAUGCAUUGUACCUAUUUUCGCAAAUCGUUCUCGGAGUUCAUCAUAUUCAUUUUAAAAAAAUUCUUCACCGUGAUUUAAAGCCAGAGAACAUAAUGUUGACCGGAAGUCGCGGCGAUGUCGUCAAGAUUGGAGACUUUGGAGUGUCAAAGAAUUUUAAAGAGUUACACAAUCCAUUGACCGUGUGCCGCGCUGGAUCAUUUAAUUACAUGGCCCCAGAGAUGUUAAACGGACAAUCCUAUGAUUUCAAAUGUGACAUAUGGAGUAUGGGUAUUAUUCUUUACGAAAUGGUCACCAAAAGACAUCCGUUCCCUGCCACGACUCUGGAAGAGAUCACAAAAAUGAUAUGCACCGCAGAUCCGCAACCCCUUCACAGAGGAGCAUCAGAAUCUAUCGUGAAUAUAAUAUCAAAAAUGUUGAGAAAACAGCCGCGUUAUCGCCCAAAAACGGACCAAUUGGUCCUAUGUCCUUACCUGAUACCUUACAUCGUUCGAAUAUAUUUGAAUCUCGGUCGAAUACCGAACACUGCGAAACAAAAUAGUAGCAAUUUUGGUCCGGAAAUGUUUCUAAAAUUUUUAAGACCGCAAACAAUUCGGCUCGAUAUUUGAAUAGACAAUGCUACGGUUC